Adelges cooleyi (spruce gall adelgid) is the source of this 615-nucleotide messenger RNA. It is a transcript of the gene blp, whose product is annotated as mitochondrial import inner membrane translocase subunit Tim16. Gene Ontology annotation, cellular component: TIM23 mitochondrial import inner membrane translocase complex. The record is from RefSeq and is a predicted model, not a curated record. Bases 140 to 499 code for a protein of 119 amino acids. Gene Ontology annotation, biological process: protein import into mitochondrial matrix. The transcript is spliced from 2 exons. Lineage: Eukaryota; Metazoa; Arthropoda; Insecta; Hemiptera; Adelgidae.
CGUAUAUACUUAUCAAUGGGAUAAAUAUUAUUUGAUGCAUGUUCGCACUUCGCUGGUCAUUUAGGACGGGCUUUCCUUUUUCCUGAUAUCCUCAAAUUGACAUUUCAAAUGUCAAUAUUUGAAACCAUAUUAUACUACUAUGGCCAAAUAUUUAGUACAAAUCAUAAUUCUUGGAUCACAGAUAGUCGGUAAAGCGUUUACAAAAGCACUCAAACAAGAAUACGCAGCUAGUCAAGAAGCUGCUCGUAGGGCAGGCGGUGGCCGCGCAGGAGCAGCGCACGCCGCUGCUAAUGCCAAAGCCGGUAUAUCUCUCGAAGAGGCCAAGCAAAUCCUCAAUGUUAAAGGAAUGACCAAAGACGAAGUUCAAGAGCGGUAUGAAUAUUUAUUCAAAAUCAAUGAUAAAGCAAAAGGAGGUUCAUUUUAUUUGCAGUCAAAAAUAUAUAGAGCCAAAGAGCGAUUAGACAAGGAGGUAUCAAUAAAAAAGGAAAAUAAUGUAUAGACAAUUAAAAAUUAUAUAGGCAUUUUGUACUCUGUAAAAUAGAUGUUGUAAAAAAUAAUGUUUUAUUAUUUGUUGUUAUAAAUAAACAAAUCAAAUGUUGUAUAGAGUUCCCUAAA